UGGUGCUACAAUGAAAAACAUAGGAUUAGGAUCUAUUAUCUAUAUCGGAUAAAUGAGGGGUGGUGGUGGUGGCAAUGGCAGACCAGAAAGGAGAAGAAGAAGAAACUCAACCUCGCCGUUAAAGGAUCGAACUGAAACUACUUCAUCCAAAUUAUCUUCUUCUCCUCCUUCUUCUUCUUCUUCAUCAUCUAAACUAAGCUCUUCAUCUUCUGCUACCACUCUCAUCGAUGAUGAUGACUCAAACGCUGUUCUAUUCGACUAUUACACUAACCCUAACCCUCGAAGCUUCCCUCACAGUGUUAAACAGAAAUGUUGGGAAAAAGCUGACAAAGUCAAAGGACGUGACCCUGAUCGAUGGCGAAGGGAUCCCCUUGGUAACCUUAUCUUUCGUAAGCUCGUAGGUUGCCCUGGUUGUUUAUGUCAUGACUAUGAUCACAUUGUUCCUUAUUCUAAGGGGGGCAAAAGCACGCUGGAAAACUGUCAAGUAUUACAGGCAAGAGUUAAUCGGUCAAAGGGUAAUCGAACAGAUAUCUCCAAAUCAGAUCUUAUUCAGAAGAGUUCUUAUUGCAGGGUUUCAGGCCGUGAUAUGGAUCUUCUGGAAUUAUCUGCUUUUGGCAAUGUUCAACAUGGACAAGAUACCGGAGGAUGUAGAAUUCAAUAAAGAGAAUCAAUGAGUAUUUAAUACACAUUAAUUUAUUGUGUGGUUGAUUCCCACAGGGUUUGAAUGAUGACAGUUUUUUUGGAGCUUCAUCCGUGCGACUGCAAAGAAAGCGAUGGCAUUGUCAUCUCUGACGUUGAUGUAUUUGUUAGUAAUAUAGGUCUCAUAUCACCAGGACUUAUGUUAGAAAGAAGCAUGGAAAUCAAAUUAGUGUUGGGACAGAAGUUAUGUAAUAUUAGUGGACAAAUCAUAUGGCUCAAAGUUCACACCAUGUUGGAGGUGUAAUGUAAUAAUGUGGUGUUAUUAAUUAGUGAGAUUCAUUUAAUGUUGAAGAAUUUGUUUAAGUACUAACAUUAAUUAUUACAAAUGAGUGAUGUAUAUGAAUGAAACUCAUGAGACUCAUAGACU
Trifolium pratense (red clover) is the source of this 1066-nucleotide messenger RNA. RefSeq lists its product as uncharacterized. The transcript is spliced from 4 exons. The record is from RefSeq and is a predicted model, not a curated record. Gene Ontology annotation, molecular function: zinc ion binding; endonuclease activity; nucleic acid binding. Bases 53 to 661 code for a protein of 202 amino acids. NCBI's taxonomy places the organism in Eukaryota, Viridiplantae, Streptophyta, Magnoliopsida, Fabales, Fabaceae.